This is a messenger RNA of Filobasidium floriforme, 1113 nucleotides long. RefSeq names its product DNA glycosylase. Gene Ontology annotation, cellular component: nucleus. The annotation marks the transcript as partial. The transcript has 8 exons. Gene Ontology annotation, biological process: base-excision repair; base-excision repair, AP site formation; nucleotide-excision repair. Gene Ontology annotation, molecular function: damaged DNA binding; 8-oxo-7,8-dihydroguanine DNA N-glycosylase activity. The record is from RefSeq and is a predicted model, not a curated record. Lineage: Eukaryota; Fungi; Basidiomycota; Tremellomycetes; Filobasidiales; Filobasidiaceae.
CUGAUGACGGCCUCGAGACCACCCUUCCCGGGAGGAUGGACCUCGAUCGACCUGACGCCAGACGAGCUGUCCCUGAGAAAUACGUUACCUGUCGGACAGACGUUCGAACAAGAACAAGUACAUGAGCAAGAAAUCGAUGACCCGGAGGAAGACGAACCCCUAGAAGAAUACUCCCGAGCCAUCCCUAAUCCCGAUCGGGUGAUUCUCUUACGUCAAACGAAGACCAAGAUAUGGAUCGUCUCCGUUUUACCGAACUCAGCUGCAGAGAGGGAGGAGAGGGACAAGGCCUGGUUUGCCGAUUAUUUCCAAGCUCCGCUUUUACCUCUACCCCUAAUGGACCAAUACGCACAUUGGAAAGAGCUCGACCCGUUACUCUUCGGGAAAGCAUACGAUAGGGACGAGCUACCAAAGGGCGUGAGGGUGGUCAGGCAGGAAGGGUGGGAGUGUCUGAUCUCUUUCAUCACCUCGUCGGCGAACAACGUACCUCGAAUCACAUCCCUCUUGCACAAGCUGCAAGCACACUUCUCGCCAGUGCUCUUGACGCUUCCACAUCCAGGACCGGAGGCUCUGGCGAAUGCGAGCGCAAGCGCGAUCCCAGUCGGACCAGAGGAACAGCCGUUAGAGCUCGAAACCCAGGACACCGAAUAUCGGUUCGGCUAUCGAGCCGGGUUCAUCGUGAACAGUCUCGCGCUCUUGGUCGCCGAGCACGGCAAUACCGACCUGGGCGAAGGCACAGUUGAGGGCACGAUAACGACGCGCGGUGUCCAAGCGUUCUUGAGAAGCUUGAGGUACGAGGAUGAAGAGGAGCGGGGCAAGUGGAGGACCGAGUUGAUCAGGUUGAAGGGUGUCGGGAGAAAGGUGGCGGAUUGUAUCGGGUUGAUGUCGAUGGACAAGCCAAACGUGGUCCCCAUCGAUACUCACUUGCAGCAGAUCGCAGCUCGUCAUCCUCAAUUCCCAUCCAAACUAAAACACAAGUCCACAUCCUCUGAACCCGUAUAUAACCAGGUUCAAGAAUUCCUUACAAAGCUCUGGGGAGGACCAGCAGAACAGACACAUCUACCUGGAAACGGAUUCGCCGGUUGGGCACAAGCCGUCAUGUUUGCCGCCGAUCUC